Messenger RNA from Dreissena polymorpha, 2904 nucleotides. RefSeq lists its product as uncharacterized. The coding region runs from base 113 to 1597 and encodes 494 amino acids. The transcript is spliced from 11 exons. The record is from RefSeq and is a predicted model, not a curated record. Gene Ontology annotation, molecular function: transmembrane transporter activity. Lineage: Eukaryota; Metazoa; Mollusca; Bivalvia; Myida; Dreissenidae. Gene Ontology annotation, biological process: transmembrane transport.
CCACUUUUUAGCGAACAAACACGAACGUCGCGUUGAGCUUUGGGUACUUACAAGUCAUACAGGCAGGUCGCAUUUAGUUUAAUGAACAACAAGUCAUUUAACAAACAAGAAGAUGAAGUUGCCUCUUAGGUCAAGAAAUAUUGCCGGGUUGUUAACGAUUGUUGGCGGAGUGUUUAUGCAUCUGUCAAUCGGAGCCACGUACACAUACGGAAAUUUCUCGCCAUACUUUGUUUCCUACUACCGCAAUCGCACAGCGGAAACGGAACUACGCAACGAAGACUCGCUUUGGCUUAUGACCGCCACAUCGUUCGGAGGCGCAAUCGGCAUGUCAAUGUCCGGACUGAUGGUCGAUAGGUUUGGGCCCCGUAUCUCCUUGAUAUUAGGAAUCGUAGUGUUCUGUGCGACAACAGCAUUGAACUACUUCAGCGUACGCGGCAGUUACGCAGCCAUGGUUAUCAUAUACGGGUUCAUAAAUGGGUUCGGAAACAGGAUCAUAUACCCUAUACCCGUGGCCAUAGCUAUGAAAUGUUUUCCAACGCGACCUACGUUUGUGGCGGGAAUAAUCGUUGCCGGCUCUGGUGGAGCCGCAAGCAUCUUCAAUCAGAUCAUCACCGCCUUCAUUAACCCCGACAACUACUCUCCCGACCUGGUCACACAAGAGGGAGAUAGAUAUUUUACACAACCGGAUCUACUGGACCGAGUACCAUACAGUUUUCUGGUCCUGGGCGGUUCGUUCUUCUUGCUCCUGGUACUCGGGCUGCUCUGUAUCCGGGAACCAGCUCCGGAGGUAUUGGGUAAUACAGAAAUAGACUUAGUGGAGACCAAACAUGGAACAGAGGAACUGUCGUUGCCUAUCAUUUCUAAUGGUAAAAUAGAAAUGACUGGCAAACCGGAAGUAGUUUCGAUUGGAUCUCAAACUCACGUUUCAGAUUCCAUUAAAAGAAAGAGCUACGAUCUAGGCAGUUCAAUAAUAUUACCCACCUCUGCCAAAGACAUGGGGGCACUAGAAGUCAUGAAGCUCGCGUUUAGGACACGCGCGUUUUACGUGGUCUUCUUAUCUGCAUUGAUCAUUAAUAUCGGAACUGGAUUUGUAUUUAAUCUCUACAAGUCAUACGGACAGACGUUCAUCGCAGACGACAAAUUCCUGUCGGUUGUCGGGUCCAUGUCGUCCGUGUUUAACUGCCUUGGUCGCCCCUUCUGGGGCCUUGUCAUGGAUCGUUUCGGGUACAGGGCGACCUUGUGGUGCAUAACCGGUGGGCUCACCGUUGCCUGUGCGACCUUGACCUUGACCGAGGGGAUGCCUCAAGGUUUGUUCAUGCUGUGGGUAUGCGUCGUAAUAGGACUGGGCUGCGGUCAGUGGGCGGUAUAUCCAGCUACCAUCUCGCGUAUCUUUGGCAUCAAACACAUGGCGCUGCUGUACGGCUUCAUAGCCUGGGGAACGGCCUUUUCAAGUUUACUGACGUCUAUAGCUGGAACCGGUCUUAAGUCGAGUUUAGGGUUUUCAGGCCUAUUUUACAUAGCUUCAGGAACAUCCGGUUUUGGCUUCCUUUUAACGAUACUGUUCAAUGGGAAGGACUACACUGGCGGACGGAUCUAGAAGAUCGGUCAACGAUUAACAUCGGUAAUCGUCAAUAAUCAUCGGUGGACAUCGGUAAUAUCGGUUUACGAAGUACUAGAAACUGGUGGACAAAGCUUAAACUGCUUAAAAUUUCUGAAAACUGUGUGAAAAGACAACACAGACAGAUCUCAUAGGCCUUUAAGAAAAUAAUUAGUGUUUGCUAAAACGAAGUUUCCACAUUUGUAACAAAAAUUUACAAAACAUAUUAAAACAUAUGGCAGCAAAGAACGUGUGUAGAUUCGUUCAAGAAAACAUCAAUGUUGUAUUAUAUCAUAUUGGAAUAAUAACACAUUCUUAAAAGUAUCGGAUAAUAUCUAAAACGUUAUCUGACAUUCAGUAGUACUAGCACACACUUAUGGCUUGAUAUGUAGUAGCACAUACUUAUGGCUUGAUAUGAAGUAGCACAUACUUAUGGCUUGAUAUGUAGUAGCACAUACUUAUGGCUUGAUAUGUACUUGCGCAUGCUUAUGUAUUGAUAUGUACUAGCACAUACUUAUGGCUUGAUAUGUACUAGCACAUACUUAUGGCUUGAUAUGUACUAGCGCAUACUUAUGGCUUGAUAUGUACUAUCACAUACUUGUGGCUUAUAAUGUAGUAGCACAUACUUAUGGCUUGAUAUGUACUAGUACAUACCUAUGGCUUGAUAUGUACUAGCACAUACUUAUGGCUUGAUAUGUACUAGCAAAUACUUAUGACUUGAUAUGUACUAGCACAUAUUUAUGGCUUGAUAUGUACUAGCACAUACUUAUGGCUUGAUAUGUAGUAGCACAUACUUAUGGCUAGAUAUGUACUAGCACAUACUUAUGGCUUGAUAUGUACUAGCACAUACUUAUGGCUUGAUAUAUACUAGCACAUACUUAUGGCUUGAUAUGUACUAGCACAUACUUAUGGCUUGAUAUGCACUACCACAUACUUAUGGCUUGACAUGUACUAGCACAUACUUAUGGCUUGAUAUGUACUAGAACAUACUUAUGUCUUGAUAUUUACUAGCACAUACGUGUGGCUUGAUGUGUAUUAGCACAUACUUAUGGCUUAAUAUGUACUAGCACAUAUGUAUGGCUUCAUAUGUACAAGCACAUACUUAUGGCUUGAUAUUUUUUUUUACCUGUAAGCGAAUGCAGGCAUUUCAAAGGUAAAUUUCUUAUAAUAUGGUAUCUGUGUCAAAAACGGUAUUUUCUAUGACAAUAUGUUGUAAUUCUUACCAAGCAUGUUUAUAUUUUAAAGCUUUGUUUACUUUCAAAUCCUCAGUUGUGAUUUCAAUGCCUGCUUGGGAUUUUAAAUUUUAA